Arachis ipaensis is the source of this 690-nucleotide messenger RNA. RefSeq lists its product as uncharacterized. The record is from RefSeq and is a predicted model, not a curated record. Lineage: Eukaryota; Viridiplantae; Streptophyta; Magnoliopsida; Fabales; Fabaceae.
AUGCCUGAAACAUCAGGAAAUACUCCUAACCCUAUAGACUUCAUGGCUGCAUUAUGCAAUAUGGCAGCAGCAAUGCAAGCGACAACUGAAGCCCUGGGAAAUCAGAUUAAUAAUGGAAACAAUGGUAACAAUGACGAGAAUGGUCCAAUGUCAUUGCAUUCCUUCCUGAAGGUUCACCCUCCAACUUUUAGAGGGACUUCGAAUUCUACCAAUGCUGAUAAUUGGAUAAAAGCUAUUGAGCGGGCAUUACAGGCUCAGCAGGUUCCUGAUAAACAGUGGGUUGAGUUUGGAACCUACCAGUUGCAUGGUGAAGCUCAGCACUGGUGGCAGGGCAUGAGGCGCAUUCUGCAGCUUAACGGGGGUGUGAUCUCUUGGGAGUUGUUCCUAGAAAAAUUCUAUAAGAAAUAUUUCCCUACCUCAGCUAGAAAUGCCAGAGAACUCGAACUGCUUCAGCUUAAACAGGGACAAAUGACCAUCACUGAGUAUCCAAGUAAAUUUGAGGAAUUAUGUCGCUUUUCACGCAUCUAUCAGGGAGCUCUUGAGGACUUUGCUGAAUGGAAGUGUAUAAAGUAUGAAGAAGGCCUUAGGAGUGACAUUCAGAGCUUUGUGGCACCUAUGCAGAUUCAGGAGUUUUCUGAGCUUGUGAAUAGGAGCAGGGUGGCGGAGGAUUAUGUCAAAAGGGCUGCAUAA